Poeciliopsis prolifica (blackstripe livebearer) is the source of this 2775-nucleotide messenger RNA. Its product is annotated as germ cell-specific gene 1-like protein. Bases 486 to 1409 code for a protein of 307 amino acids. The transcript has 5 exons. The record is from RefSeq and is a predicted model, not a curated record. NCBI's taxonomy places the organism in Eukaryota, Metazoa, Chordata, Actinopteri, Cyprinodontiformes, Poeciliidae. Gene Ontology annotation, cellular component: plasma membrane.
ACACACACACACACACACAUUCUGGAGGGUUCAUAUGAGACUGCCCACAUUAUGCUCAAAGCCAAACCGGCUCCUGAUCUGCUGCCUCUGGCUGCAGUCGGUUGGAAAUGCUGGGAGCCUUGCUGUGGAUUAUAAUCUCAGCUCAAAGGAAGUUUGGAGCGUAAUUUGCCAUUUGUAAUGGAGAACAUUGCAUGAUGAGAUCUGCUGGAGGGGAGGAGCCACAGGUCUGAUCUGAAGCUGAGGGGGCCGAGAGUUUAAAUGGCCGGAGACAGAAAAUGGGUUUGUGUCGUUCCUGUGGAGCCGAGGUGAAGAGAUGCAGAACGAGCAGCGAGCUGGCAGAGGGACGCUCUGCUUUCUCACCCAAGGAGCCCCAAACGCAACAAGAUUAUGAAGAUUUGACAUCUCUGCUGGGAAGCAAAACACUGUGGCUACAUAUUGAAAGCCAGGAUUAGUCGCCUUUUCAUUUCAUCCCUCUGGCCAGGACCAUGAGGCUGGAGCGCGGCCGGCGAGCUUCCCUGGCAAUCACUCUCAGCUUUGUGGCUUUGGCUUUCGCCGUGUCAGCGGUGACCACCAGCUACUGGUGCGAGGGGACCAGGAAGGUGGCCAAGCCCUUCUGCUCCGGGCCGCCGGUCAAGAUGAAGCAGAUGUACUGCAUCCGCUUCAACAGCUCCAACCUCAACGACAGCCGGCAGGUGCAGUACAUCUUCGAGACGGGAGAGGAGAAGUUCAUCCUCAGGAAGUUCCACACCGGGAUAUUUUACUCCUGUGAGCAGGCUGCAGAUAUGAACGGAUUUGAUUGUCGAAGUUUUGCAGAGAUUGCACCUGAACAUCAAAGAGGCGUGCUGUGGCUGUGUGUGGUUGCAGAGAGCCUGUACCUGGCUCUGCUCUUCGUGGGUGGGGUUCUGAUGGUUCUGGAGCAGAGCCGCUGCUUCAGCGUCAUGAACAAGCUGAAACUCAGUGCCUUCGCCGCCAUGUGCACCGCCCUCUCAGGCCUUUGUGGGAUGGUCGCCCACAUGAUGUUCACCACCAUAUUCCAUCUUUCCGUCUCUAUGGGACCUGAAGACUGGAGGCCAAAAACUUGGGACUACAGCUGGUCUUACGCCUUAGCCUGGUGCUCGUUUGGCACCUGCAUGGGCUCUGCAGUCACAACCCUGAACAGAUACACCAAGACCAUCAUAGAGUUUAAAUACAAGCGGCACAACAUCGAGAAGAACCUGCUGAUCAAGCAGAAGAUGAUGGAGCUGGGUCUGCCUGAGCAGGUGUGGAACAUGUACCUGACUGCAGCUCCAGCCGACCCGGAGGUUCUGCCAGAACCGCUGGUAAACGGCCACAAGCCUUCCACCGGAGCGCCGUACGUGUUUGAGGAGGUGGAGCAUCCGCUGGAGCAGCAGGUGGAGGCGUACUGCUGAAGGAGGAGAAUACUUAGGAGGAGAAUACUCCCAGCUUCACAUCCGAUCUGCAUCUGCAGAGUUAAAACCAUGUUUAUAUUCUGGGACCAAGGCAACACCCUCCUGCUUUGACCUGAGCUGAAUCUGCCUUCUUGCAUCCAAGAUGCAUUAAACUGGAAUGAGUGAGAGAAGCACAGAGCGGAGCAGUGAUCCUGGAAGAGAAGCGCCUGUCCGGAGUGAAAGCUGGAAGCAGGAAUCAGUCACUAACUCUGGAUCAACCUGUCAGUUCCUGGACAGAGACAAAGCUGCAGGAACUGAGCCGCUUCUGCUUGGUUCCUGCUGCUGUUCUAAUUCACACUUGAAGAUGUGAAUAAAAGAAAAGUGUAAGAUGUGAGUGAUGGAUUUUUAUAACACCAAACAUCCCCGAGCUUCUCAGAGUUCCUCCGCAGAGUGGAAAAGGAUUUCACCAAUUUCACCAAUUUAGGUUCGGAGAAACGUUGGGUUAUAAAAACAGCUGCAUAAAAAAAAUCUGUUCAGUCAGAAACAGUUUUAUAAGAAUCAACAGCAGCUGGUUGAUCUGAAUCAGAGACACAUAAACAAACUGAAGUGAAUUUUAAACCUCAGUUGUUCCUGAACAACAAGGCUGAGUCUCUGAUGGAUGGAUCUUCUUCCACAUCUUACGGUUUCAGGAUGAGGUGAUGCCCUUUGACCUGGAGCAUCGAGUCAAAGGGCAUCAGGCUCUUUGAUGCUCCGGCUGUCAGUCCAAUGACAAACAGAAGCUACUGGCUUCAUUCAGUCUGGAUUACCAAUCUGGAUUACUAGUCAGCCUUUAACUAGUCAAGUUAAAAGACAUUCAGCACCAAAGAUUUACAUCAAUAAUGUGCAAACGUUUCAGUGUGAGGGCCAAAGCAAUACUUUGAGCACCCCUGAUUUAGAUGAAUGUAUGUUUUAUUUGGAUUAUAGAAAAUCCUCAAUAAAUUGAAACGAGAGAGAAGAGGCCACCUUUGCUUUUGGUAAGCAGACGUGAAUAAAGCAGAACUGCUUUAUUCACGAGUUUAAGCUCUUCAACCAGCUGAAAAAGCAGCAGAGAAAAUCCAAUUGCAGUGUGUUAACAGCAGCCGAUCUGUGACCGUUUGGUUCCUCUUUUCAUCUGUUUCUGAUGGAGCAGCUGCUGCCCGGCACAUUUAAUCCCACUGGAUGGAAACAAUCCAGGUUACAGUACGCCUGCUGAUCUUCGGUUAUCAGCCAUGACACGAUUCCACGCUGAUCAACUCACAUAAUACUGUUUUCAUUAUGCUUGGGAAGCACGAAGAGGGACAAAUAUAUGAAAUGUUAAAUCAGACUCACGUUUUUUAUAAAUAUAUUAUUUAAAUGAUGAAGCAUCAAG